AUGCCUUUCACCGACGCAGUCUCCAGCGUUGCCAGCGGCCGCAACAGCAGAGCAAGCAACGUGUCUGGAGCCACUGGAGCCUCACGCUCUGUCCGCUCCCCUCCACCCAGCAUGCCCCCGAACGACACCCUGGCCAAUGCCGGCGUCCUCAGCAUGUUAAAGACAUCAACUGAUACCGGUGACAUUGGAGCUCUCUCGUUCAACAGCUCCCGCUUACCUUCCAUGCCACGAGCUACUCGCCAGAGGCGCGGCCACGCAUCCAGACCUUCUCAGCAUCACACUUCAGGCGUUUCAUCAAAUCACAGCUACGCACCAUCUCAGACUUCACGCAUCAGCUCACAAUGGGACAACGCCUCGACUCAACGUCGUGGCUCCCUUACCAGCAUGCAGAGCAUGCCGCCCUCUCUUCCACCGGUGCACGUCGGCAAGCCGUCGUUGGCAAUGAUGCCUCCCACGCCAGACAAUCCUCGCGACUCUCGCUCCUACUCGAUGACUUCUGCUCCGCCAGCUCAGCAGCUACCAAGACAUCGCUCGGCCACAAGCUUGAAGAGCCAGGGACACGAACCACGCCAGGGCAAUCGCAUGCCUCCAGGUCCUGUGCCACCAAUGCCAGAAAACAGACCUCCAUUCGUGUACCCGACCAGGCUCAAGCGACCAGGCUACAGAUCACCCUCUCCUGCCCUGAGCGACACCUACGCUCAUGGCCCUCCACCUGGGCUUCCGCAUAUGCCUAGGAGAGCACCUGGCCAAGGCCCUUUACCUCCACCGCAAGCCUACGCUGGCUACCACCCUGACUUCCCAGGCGGCUACCCUCAGGAUCCAAGUCUGCUGAACGUGCGCCCGCAACCUCGAGCCGUCAACAACUCGCCCGGUCCAGCAUACGCUCCAAAUCCGUACCAGUACAGACAAGGUUCAAUGCGUAAUAUGCCACCUCCAGGCAUGCCACACGGAAUGCCUCAGCCGAUGAUGGGUAUGCCACAGCAGCCAAUGCAACCGUCGCCAGGCCAUUAUCAGUCACGCGUGCCUUAUCCGCCAGGACCUCAGUAUGGUCCACCAAGACCUGGUUAUGCGCCGUACCCGCAUGUCCCGCAUGUCCCGCACGGUGGACAUCGUGGCCCACCCAUGCCCAACGUUGCUCCCAUGGCACAUCAAAUGUUCCACAAUGCCGCUCGCAUGGCGAGAACAGUGCCUCAUCGUACUGAUACACCCAUGACUGACACUGGUCCGCCAUCGUCGGACCCACCAUCCUCUGGAUCAGCGCCUGACUCGUCCAGCCCGCCGACUCCAAAAGAUCACACAACUAUCCAAGUUGUCGUCGAUCCGGCUUUCAUCAAUCCAGACUUGGUUGACCUGCCUGACUCUUCCAGCGAGCCAGUCUUGCCAGCGAAAUACUUUGACUAUGCCGAUGGGCUGGAAAAGCCGAUUCAUGAGCCCGACAUGGAAGUGGCACACCCUUCGGUACCACCAUCUGGCUUCGUGCAGCGCGUCAAAGCAAUGCUGGAGUCGAAAGCGGCUGCGGAGGCUGCAGCGAUGAACGAAUUGGAGAAAGGCUCUCGGCAGGACAAUAUCUACGAGCUGGAUGUCGACCACGAUCCUGAGGAUAUCUCUGAACUGGCUGACUUGCAUGAGCUCGCUGCGAACGAAACUCCUCGCUUCACGAUCAUUGAAGAGUUUGAGGCUCCAGUCGAAUUGCCAGCAUCGCUGGUGAAGGUUGCUGAACUGGAGGCCGUCGAGGCUUCCCAGAGGCAGUCAACCCAACGCCUCACACGAGACCUCGUCAAGGCCGAGCUUGGGCCAUCGAGCGCUGAUACUACGAUGCAACAUUACCUGCCUGACGACACUACCACCAACCUCAUCGUGACCAUGCAGCAAAAGCAUGAGAGAGAGAUGCCCCUGGCCAUUGAUUACGGCAAUGAACAGAGACAAGACGGCAAGAUCCCUUCUCCUUCUUCGCAUGAGCAGGCUGAGGUCCAGAGACAAAAUUCAGUGAGCGACACUGCCACGACUGCAUCUGACGAAGGCUCAAUUCCAAGCGGUGUGGGCUAUGCAAUGCGGUUUUCGGGCCCUGUGGACACGACGGUGGCUUCCGACGAGACUCAGUCGAAGGACCCGUUUGCUCUUGAUGCCGACACAAUCACCAUUCAGCAGCAACAAGCCAGAGAAGCAUCGCGAUCAGAGACGAGGCAUGAUGUGAAGGUGCCAACAACUCCAGAGCCGCCCAGAAACCAUGAGCAUGAUAACGUGAUGGAGCGAACACCAAUCAGUCCUCUUCGCUCAGACGAGGAGACGAACCAUCGGACUUCCGCGGUCAGUCCACUUCACACGGAGACUCUGGGAAUUGAUGAGACGCUUCGCCUUGCCGCCGACGACAGGACUGAGAUCACCGGUAUCGAUGAGCAGUCAGAGCCAGAGUCCUCACAGCCAGAGGAUACGAUGCCUCCUCCUACGCCACGUACUCCCAAGACUUACUCGAAAUCAGUUCAGAUCCAACCAAGCGUUACCAUUACCGAUAGCAACAGCACAGGUACCAACCGCUUCUCACUGCCAGGCGAUCUUUCUACCGUCGGCGACACUACUCUGAACAGCGCCUCGGAGAUGGUCACUGAUGUGGCUGUCCGUUUUUCGCUGCCUCAGACGACGGUCACGGUUGGGAGACCUCAGAUCGUCGACGUCUCGAACAGCUCCACGCCGGACAAGCCCAAGAUUGAGCUGACGGCGUUCCAGAAGCAACACGCUGAUCUCAGAGCAGUGCGGCGCAGUUCAGUCACCUUUGCAGAUGAGAUCGCUCCACUGAACAUCACAAAGAAGGCAGAGCCACACCGACCACUGCCGCCUAGCAGUGAAGCAUCUGCCAACAAGGGCAAGUCUAUCAUUCGCAAGCCCUCCCCACGCGAUGAUACCAUGGAGACAAUCAGGGGACCACGCGACAACAUCACAGAUCUACGAUUCUCGGGCACCAACAACACCAAUGCUGGCGGACCUCGCUUUGGCAGUACACAUCUCCCUGGCCUGAAGGAAGAGUCGGUCGAAGACAUGAUCAUCUCGGACCACAAACGCUCAUCGCACCACGAUCAGUUCCCACUGCCAGCACGUAUUGCUGCCGUCAAGGCAAUGCAAGAGCGUCGGCUUCAAGAGUCUGCCGACAAGGCCAAGGCUAGACGUCAGGCCCGUCAACACAAUCGACCACUCGCCGACACGAGAGACUUGCCAUCGCUGAACUUCAGCCGCAUCGAUCUGAUCGACAGACUUAACGAAGCACUCGAAAUUCGACCUGCCAAGUCGAUGGACCUUGUUCGUCGUCGCGACUAUCCUGGCAUUUACUGCCCAUCUCCUAAACGCCCUCAAAGCACUGAGCCACUCAGGGAGCGGUAUACGUCCUUCUUCAGCAAGCCUGAUGAGUUCAGCAGCUUCAUGUUGGAAGAGGCAGGCCACAGCGAUGAGGAAUUGGAGCCUGAGCCGGAGACCGAGAAAGCUCUUGUGCCAGCACUGCAAAUCCAGGAGACUACCGAAGUCGAGGGUGUCGAGCCUGCCAAACGCCCACUGUCGCCAGAAGACUUCCUGGACUUUGCUUCGCAGGUUCAACGUUUGUCAGUGCCUACUGUCACGCCAUUGACAGAUCGCCUGUCUGAACUCAUACCUGGACUGAGAAAUCUGUCGAACCUGCAGCUGGACAGUUUGUUUGCCUCCGCACACGAUGGCCUCGACGGCCAAAAUGGCGAGUUGGGCAGACCAGAUACGGUCAUGACGAACCGUACCUCUGCAGGCUUCCGGACUCUCGCUGAGCGGGCCGAAGAGAUUGUCAAGAACGGCACGCACGAUUCAAUGGCGCAGCUUGCUAGAUCUCUGGGCCUGAACAAGGAGUUGCCACCACUCCCUGAGUCGGCUUCCGCAGGCAAAGUUUCGUCUUCGGUCAGCUCUCCUGAUGGAAAGCAUUCAUACCUCAGUGGUUCUGCUUCCGCGCCCUCGGACCUGGGCAAGGACCUGACUCGGCCAAUGUCUGCUCUACUUCGAGCGAAGGUGCCCACGACUGAGGAAGAGGUUGCCAAGAUGCUUCCAAAAGAGAUGAACCCGAUCACUCGCAACGCGAAGCGUUCUGUGGUGCUGUCGCAGCCAAGCAGCAGGCCUUGGAACUUGGAUGAGAACUACCCUUGGGCUGAGAACAAAGUCGACAUUGACCUUAUGGUGCCGUCGAAAGCUCACACACGCAAUUCCUUCGCCAGUGAGGUUCUUCGAGAGCGUCGCACCAAGUCACUGGAUCUCCCUGCCGAGCCCACUGAGAAUACGAAAGGUAUCGACAUUGGCUCUAUCACCACUUCGCAUCUUCCUUCCUCGCCUGGCUCCAUCACCACCGAGCAACUCACUGGCAUUACCCCGAAGCAUGUCCGUAAGCUGUCGAAACGUUCUAUUAUGGGUAGCAUCUCCAAGAAGUUUGGACUUGGAGGUCGUGACAAUGCCGCUGCUGACGAAGACACCACGACCAAAACCUUGCCAAAGUCACCCCUCCCUCGACGUGCUUCCACGCACCAGAGUCACAUGCCUGGAGAUCGAUAUCCUACGAGCAGUCUCACUCCCCCGGCUGGCCUCAACCUCGAUGAAGUGCGCUCUUUCUUCUCAGCUUCGUCUGAUGAGCGUGAUCGCACGCGGUCAUUCAGGAAGACUCUCUUCAAGGGCAAGAACAGAGCCGUACCGGUGGAGCAAGGUCGCAAUCACUCGUUUGAUGGCAACACUGCCUACGACGCUGGAUCCCUGGCAGAAGCACGCCUUGGCGCCGACAGCCGUGCAAGAACGUACGAUGGCAUUGGCAUGAGCAAGACUGAGUUCCACCUCAAGAAGUUUGGCCAGAAGCUUCGAUAUCUGCUCGCUCGUGGAGGAGAGCUCGUCCGUUCGUUGAGCACGAGAUCGACUAGGAAGAAGGAGAUUCGGCCAAAUGAGGACUUUUUGUCUGACUCAUUGUACUCGGGUGCGUGA
Molecule: messenger RNA, 4968 nt
Organism: Zasmidium cellare ATCC 36951
Lineage: Eukaryota; Fungi; Ascomycota; Dothideomycetes; Mycosphaerellales; Mycosphaerellaceae
Exons: 1
Coding region: 1-4968 (1655 amino acids)
Source: RefSeq, a predicted model, not a curated record